Numida meleagris (helmeted guineafowl) is the source of this 1099-nucleotide messenger RNA. RefSeq names its product chromosome 5 C2orf80 homolog (gene C5H2orf80). The coding region runs from base 1 to 438 and encodes 145 amino acids. The record is from RefSeq and is a predicted model, not a curated record. Lineage: Eukaryota; Metazoa; Chordata; Aves; Galliformes; Numididae. The transcript is spliced from 4 exons.
AUGCACUGGCUACUGUCAUUCAUCCUCUGCAAGCCCUGGCCUUGCUCUAGCUUUGGUGUUGCUUACAUUGCUCAGGCACUGGACUGCUUAGAACCAGCUGUAACUCAAAGCUGUUUUCGUGCUUUAAGGGGAGAUCACGUUGGUAUCAGAGUACAAGAAAAUGAAUUUGAUCCAAAAGGACAAAGGCAGCCCACCUUUCUAAAUGGCAUGGUAAUGACCAGACUUCCUACUAUUCAGCCUUUCAAGCUCUCCCUGCAUCCAUUUGCCAUGCUGACUGCCCCCAAAGCUGCAGAGUACACCCGGAAGCUGAGAAGCUACAGAAGCAAAACAAGGAGUCCCCCCAGCGAAGCCUGGACCAUAUUUGAAAGCAAAGAAUGCAAAGGAAGCAAAUACUUAACAAAGACCCAUGCUUCAUGUACCUCACUUAGUUGUAUGUGAACUAGCUCGUGUCUUCUAGCUUGGCUUUGGUAACACAUUUGUGACUUGAGGAGGGUGUUGCUUUUUUUUUUUUUUUUUUUAAAUCUUGGUAGUCAUUCCUGCCAUCCCACACCUCAUAUCUUGAACCCAACACUUUAAAUCCCUUCUCUUCCCUUUGCUUCCACUCUUCUGCUUCUCUGAUAAUGUUUUGGGAGCUUACAUUUUCUCAGCGUAUCCCUACUGCUUCUCAAUCCACCACGCUAUUUUUACAGAGACAGAAAGAGCAUGCAGCACUCCAGAGGCAGGUAUUACACAUUUUCCCUUGCCUUCAGUGCUGUGCAGCUCCUACCCAUGAUCCAGAGUUGGACAGGAAUGAACAUCCCUGCAUGUGACAUGCCUGUUAGGAUAACUACUUUCUUCAGCUGUUCCAUUUAACCAUCCUGCUUUCUUAUUUUCCUUAAAGAAUUCAGCAGUAAAAAAAAACCCACAAAGACAGAAACAUAACUGUCCUGUAUUCUCCAUUUGUAGGUCUGUAGUGGUUUGGCUUAGCUGCAUCCGUGCUAUACAAACCAAGAAACAAAUACCUUCCCCUGAUAGACUGUCACAACCUUCACCCUUGCAUGAAAUUCUCCUUGGAAUAUAAGUUGGGUCACAUCAUUCAUCUUUACAUCCCUUUCUUCGU